AUGCGAGACGCCUGUUGGACGGCCAUUACUUUGACCUGGCUGGCGAGUCAGCGAUUACAAACGCCUUUGAACCACGGAAAGGGACAGUGCAGUGCUACAACUGCCAGGAGAUUGGCCACAAAUCGUUUCAGUGCAAGAAUCCUCGACUUUGCGGGAGGUGCGCAAUGCCAGGACAUCACCACAAGGAGUGCCAGGCGGCAGAACCGAGGUGCGUGCCGUGUGGCGGACCUCAUGAGUCGUUCAGUCGAAAUUGCCGUGUGCGGAACGCACGCAGCAAUGAGUAAGACGCUUAGCAUCUUACAACUCAAUGUGCGGAAGCGAGAACCGGUGCAACAGAGCUUGAUGAACGACAUCGCGCUAAAAGAUUAUGGGGUUAUAGCGGUCUCCGAGCCAUACGCAAAACAAGUCGACGGCGACGUGGUAACGAGCCCUGCGGGGCACAGCAACUGGACGAAGAUCAUACCGACACAGAAGCAUGAUGCACCCUGGCCGAUCCGAAGCAUGCUUUGGGUGCGACACGACAUUGAGGUUGAGCAGGUGCCGAUACCUUCAGCAGACCUCACGGCGGCCGUGCUCCGACUGCCGGAUAGGGAUGUGCUGGUAGUGUCUGUAUACGUACAAGGAAAGAAAACGGAGCCACUCGUAUCUACACUAGCAACGCUGCAUGACGUGAUCCAGCGAUUUCGCGACAGAAGAGGCAGACGAACAGAUGUGGUACUCGCGGGGGACUUCAACCGCCACGACCUACUCUGGACCGGGGACGAGGUUUCGCCAAGAAGACAAGGCGAAGCCGAGCCUGUCAUCGAUCUAAUGAACGAACAUGCCCUUUGUAGCCUGCUCCCGAGGGGCACAAGGACUUGGCAGGGGCCGGACAAUGAAAGUACCAUAGACGUAGUGCUGGCGACUUCGGAGUUGGCAGACGAAAUGGUGAAAUGCACCCUCCAUCCAACAGAUCACGGGUCAGACCACCGGGCGAUCCAGACGACAUUUGAUGUUGCGAUGCCCGAGAGGAUCACGACACAAAAGUUGUUAUUUAAGAAUGCUCCUUGGAAUCUCAUAGCAGCAAGAGUGGAAGACCGUCUCCGGCCGCUCCCCUGGGAUGUCGGCGUGCAGACGCAGACGGAUCAGUUGAUGCGAGUUGUCUUGGAGGCAAUCCACGAACUGACGCCCCGAGCACAGCCAUCGCCCUAUGCCAAACGCUGGUGGACACGAGACCUAACACGACUGCGCCAGCUGUACACGUUCUGGCGAAACCAGGCCAGAGCACAACGGCGGGCGGGCCGAGCGCGAUCGGAUUUGGAGCGACGGGCCAAGGAAGCAGCAAAGGAGAACCAUGACGCCAUACGAAUCCAGAAGAAGGCGCAUUGGGACGAUUUCCUGGCCGAGGAUGUCAACAUCUGGAAGGCGGCCAAAUAUCUCGAACCUGGAAAGGUCAACAUGGGCGACAAAGUACCACCCCUGAAGAGGGAAGACGGAUCCAUGACAGAGAGCAAGACAGACCAAGCAGAGCAGCUGCUGAGCACUUUCUUCCCGCCUUUGCCAGCGAGGAUCGACGAGGAAGGGGAGAGACCGCAACGACGAGCGGUAUCUAUGCCGGACCUGACGCUGGAAGAGAUCGAAGUUAAAGUCAUGGCAGCGAAACCUUGGAAAGCACCUGGAGACGAUGGCGUCCCGGCGAUGGUGUGGAGACGGCUCUGGCCGGUAGUGAAGUACCGGGUGCUGACUCUCUUUGAUGCGUCGCUCAGGGACGGCACAGUGCCUCGCCAAUGGAGGAGUGCGAAAAUCAUUCCGCUCAAGAAGUCGGACAAGGGCGAUUAUACAGAGGCCAAAGCGUGGCGGCCGAUAUCUCUUUUGUCAACUCUCGGGAAGAUAAUGGAAGCGGUCAUCGCUGAGCGCAUCUCUUACGCGGUAGAGACCUACGGGCUCCUGCCUGCAAACCACUUCGGAGCGAGGAAGCGACGGUCUGCGGAGCAAGCGCUCCUACUGCUGCAGGAACAAAUCUACAAGGCAUGGCGAGCUCGCAAGGUACUCAGCCUGAUCAGCUUUGAUGUCAAAGGCGCCUACAACGGGGUGUGCAAGGAGCGACUGCUGGCUAGGAUGAAAGCGCGAGGGAUACCGGACAGGCUGAUAAGGUGGGUUGGAGCCUUUUGCUCAGACCGAGCAGCCUCCAUCGUCGUGAACGGGCACGCAUCGGAAGUACGUGAACUGCCCCAAGCCGGCCUGCCGCAGGGGUCGCCACUAUCGCCAAUCUUGUUUCUUUUCUUCAACGCAGACCUAGUACAGCGAAGGAUUAAGGCGGAAGGCGGAUCCAUUGCCUUCAUUGACGACUACUCGGCCUGGGUGACCGGCCCGACCGCGGAGGCGAACCGGUCAGGCAUUCAGUCAAUUAUUGAAGGUGCGCUCGAGUGGGAAAAGCGCAGCGGCGCAACGUUUGAAGCGGAAAAGACGAUGGUCAUUCACUUCACGCGAGUCGCCGCGCGAAACAGUGCCAUCCCGUUUCUGAUUAAAGGAAAGGAGGUCAAACCUAGAAACAGCGCAAAAAUCCUGGGAGUGGUUAUGGACGUAGGCCUGCGGUACCAGGAGCACAUGGCUAGAGCGGCCGCCAGGGGGCUUACUGCCGCCAUGUGCCUGAGAAGGUUAAAAAAUGUUGUCACCGAAAGUGGCGAGGCAGCUGUUCGUAGCGACUGUCGCGCCGGUGAUGGACUAUGCCUCCAGUGUCUGGAUGCAUGCGCGCCGCGCGAGGGAAGCUGCCUGGCUCAACAAAGUGCACGUGCCGAGGCCGAAGCCUGCAUUCAUACGGUAGAGGAACGGCACAGACUUGCGGCGACGAGGCUCUGUGUCAACCUUCGGACCCUUCCCGCAACACAUCCGCUGGCAGCGUUGAGGAACAAAGCAAGCAAACGGUUCCUGUCGCCAAUGCAGACCAUUGCUUCGUGGGUGACAACGGCGUUCACGGAUCGAAUGGAGACUAUUCGCGAGUUUGCCUUACCGCCAUGGACCAGCCGCAUUCCUGUCUCGGGCAAAGACGAAUUCGCGGGGCCCGCCAAGGCAGCAAGCGAAGCCGAAGGCAUCAUCAUAGCAACGUCCAGCUCACUGAAGAAUGGCAUGGUGGGAAUGGGAGGCGUGGUGUACGAUACGACUAUCAACGGCGUAGGCGGAGUGCUAGCCAGCUACUCGGCCACUCUCGGAUCCAGAGACGAACAGAACCCGUACACGGCGGAGCUCGCGGCGGUGGCAAUGGCGCUGAGGUGCAUGCCGCACCAGAUUCCUUUCCGGGAUGUGACGGUCAUAUCGAGCAACCUAUCGGCAGUAGCAGUGAUCAGGCGGCCUCGGCAGCAAUCCGGCCAAUGCACUGUUCGUGAGAUAUACGACCAGACCAAGCGCCUGCAGCAACGAGGGUGUUCUGUUAGACUCAUGUGGGUGCCCGCCAAGGACGAGGACUUUGCACUGGGAGCAAUGGCCAAGGCAGCAGCGCAGAGAGCUACAAAGAUAGAUUGCAUAGUAGAGACACCGUCGUACCAAGCAAAGUCCACAACGCUUCGUCUGGCGCUCGCGCAGCGACAACCCCGGGGGCGACUCCCGGAAAGUGUUGGGAAGUAUUCAAAAUGUAUCGACACGGCGCUGCCGGGCAAGCAUACCCGUGCACUUUAUGACGCACUGAAAAGAAAAGAGUCGGAUGUGCUGGCCCAGCUUCGGACAGGCAUGACGCGGCUGAAUGGACAUCUCCACAGAAUAGGAGCCGUGGAAUCGGAAUUGUGUGAGUGUGGUCAGGCCACGGAGACAAUUGAGCACUUUCUCUUUCGAUGCAAGAGGUGGACAAUGCAAAGGGAAAUCAUGGUCCAAUGCUCACGAACCAAGAUUGGAAAUUUGUCUUUCUUCUUGGGAGGAAAAUCGGCAGCGGAUGACGACAAAUGGAAGCCAGAUAUGCAGGCUGUCCGUGCAGCAAUUGCCUUUACGCUAGCUACGAAAAGACUAGAUGCAGACCAGCGGCCAGCGACAAGAUAA
Molecule: messenger RNA, 4005 nt
Organism: Metarhizium robertsii ARSEF 23
Lineage: Eukaryota; Fungi; Ascomycota; Sordariomycetes; Hypocreales; Clavicipitaceae
Product: Endonuclease/exonuclease/phosphatase
Exons: 2
Coding region: 1-4005 (1334 amino acids)
Molecular function (GO): nucleic acid binding; catalytic activity
Source: RefSeq, a predicted model, not a curated record